AUCUCGCGAGAUCUUGCUCAGUCGCUCUCGCCGCCGGGUUAGCCACAACAGCUGUUUGUUUAUUUCUAGUACGCGUAGAGUCACUGAGCUCGACUUCAAAUCCCUGGUGUAUUUUAUUCUUGGGUAAUUAAAACACUAAUUAUGGCUGACACAGACCCGAAAUCAGUGCAGGAUCUUACAGCAGUGGUGCAGACAUUGCUGCAGCAGAUGCAGGACAAAUUCCAGACCAUGUCAGAUCAAAUCAUUGGGAGAAUUGAUGAGAUGAGCACACGCAUUGAUGACUUGGAGAAGAACAUCGCUGACUUAAUGACCCAGGCUGGUGUGGAGGAGGCAGAAGGAGAGAACAAGCCCAAAGAAGCUGAGGCAUCUUAAUGAAGGUAGCUCACUAAUGAUGGAGUAAAGGAAACUCUUCAAGAGCAGCAACUUUUCCCCAGUAGUGCUGCCUGCUUUGAUUUGAUGUAUUGUUGUAUAGUUCUUUUUAUACUAACUUUAACUAAUAGCAAUGAAUAUUACUGAUAUUAUUCUUUAAUAUUUAGGAUUUUUUUUUCUUUAUUGAUAGUGCGCAUCAUUUUUUAGGCACCUUAAAGGCCAGCCAGCUGCAUUGAUGAGGCCUGUUACUGUAAUAUGAGCACUAUCUUCGUGCCAAACACCACCAUUCCAGUUUCAGCUAUUAAAAUGGUUUCAUAUAAAAAAAAAAAACGGUUUGUGAAGUUUUAGCUUUUUUACUCCUGUCUGAAUUAUUGCUGACUUUAAUGAAUGAAUCCCUAGUGAGCCUGGCCCAUCUCAGUCAUUAAUGAAAAUGAUUCAUCUGGAGCAAUACAUGCACCACUUGACACAGGUGUAAAAAUGGGGGUGAAAAGUCCCCAUCCUGGUCCUUUCUUCCAUAACUUUUUUUUUUUUUUUCAUGCAAGUAAUUUUUUGUGUUUGGUCUAACCAUCGUGUAACUUAAAGGCAGAAAGUGAAGUACUGUCUCAUACUGUAUACUGACAAAAGAUCCAGAUGUUCACACCACUGCACAAACCUCCUACAGUAAAUUUCUGCUUGUCACAGCAUUAAAUAAACUUAAGAGAUUUUAAACAGAAAGCCAGACAGUGUCAAAG
This is a messenger RNA of Clarias gariepinus (North African catfish), 1100 nucleotides long. It is a transcript of the gene hsbp1b, whose product is annotated as heat shock factor binding protein 1b. The record is from RefSeq and is a predicted model, not a curated record. The coding region runs from base 142 to 372 and encodes 76 amino acids. Gene Ontology annotation, biological process: cellular heat acclimation. Gene Ontology annotation, cellular component: nucleus; cytosol. The transcript is spliced from 4 exons. Gene Ontology annotation, molecular function: transcription corepressor activity. NCBI's taxonomy places the organism in Eukaryota, Metazoa, Chordata, Actinopteri, Siluriformes, Clariidae.